Messenger RNA from Clarias gariepinus (North African catfish), 3666 nucleotides. RefSeq names its product poly(A) polymerase gamma (gene papolg). Gene Ontology annotation, molecular function: poly(A) RNA polymerase activity; RNA binding. The transcript is spliced from 22 exons. Gene Ontology annotation, cellular component: nucleus. Lineage: Eukaryota; Metazoa; Chordata; Actinopteri; Siluriformes; Clariidae. The record is from RefSeq and is a predicted model, not a curated record. The coding region runs from base 121 to 2373 and encodes 750 amino acids.
CCGGUGGGCGCCAUAUUGGAGAGCAACUAUUGUUAUAAAAAGAGACGGGGCUGCUGUUAGCUGAGUUAAUGUUUUCUUUAAGUGUGAUUUAAAAAUAUUAGGCAUUUUCUACGAAGGGUCAUGAAAGAAAUGUCAGCCAGUUCGGGAAAUAAUAUGCUUGGUGGGCAGCAGCCUCAGAAACACUAUGGCAUCACAUCCUCAAUCAGCCUGGCCUUUCCCCGUGAAAUCGAUCACAUGUACACCCAGAAACUCAUAGAGGCCAUGAAACCUUUUGGAGUGUUUGAGGAUGAAGAUGAGCUUAAUCACAGGCUUGCAGUUCUUGGUAAACUGAAUUCAUUUGUUAAAGAGUGGAUUGCAGAGAUCAGUGAAUCAAAGAAUCUGCCACCCUCAGCUGUAGCAAACGUUGGGGGCAAAAUUUUUACCUUUGGGUCUUAUAGACUGGGAGUGCACACAAAAGGUGCUGAUAUAGAUGCCUUGUGUGUGGCACCCCGUCAUGUCGAAAGGAGUGAUUUUUUCACAUCUUUUUUUGAAAAACUCAAACAGCACGAUGAGAUCAAGGAUCUACGGGCUGUAGAAGAUGCAUUUGUACCAGUGAUUAAAUUCAAGUUUGAUGGAAUUGAGAUUGAUCUUCUUUUUGCAAGGCUUGCCCUGCAGUCAAUCCCAGAUAACCUGGACCUUAGAGGAGAUUCGCUGCUCAGAAACCUGGAUAUUAGAUGUAUUCGCAGUUUAAAUGGUUGUCGUGUUACUGAUGAAAUCCUGUACUUGGUGCCCAACAAAGAGAACUUCAGACUUACUCUACGGGCCAUCAAACUGUGGGCUAAGCGUCGUGGGAUUUACUCCAACAUGCUUGGAUUCCUUGGUGGUGUCUCUUGGGCCAUGCUGGUGGCCAGAACCUGUCAACUUUACCCAAAUGCUGUGGCUGCCACACUUGUGCACAAAUUUUUCCUUGUCUUCUCCAAAUGGGAGUGGCCAAACCCUGUGCUUUUAAAGCAACCUGAAGAUAGUAACUUGAAUCUGCCAGUCUGGGAUCCACGGGUAAACCCAUCGGACAGGUACCAUUUGAUGCCGAUUAUCACACCUGCAUAUCCCCAGCAGAAUUCUACCUACAACGUGUCAACCUCCACUCGUACCAUCAUGAGCGAAGAAUUUAAAUAUGGCCUUACAGUUACAGAUGAAAUCCUUCAGGGUAAGGCUGAAUGGUCCAAGUUGUUCGAGCCACCAAACUUUUUUCAAAAAUACAAACAUUACAUUGUGCUUACUGCCAGUGCAUCAACAGAGGAGAACCACCUUGAAUGGGUUGGUUUGGUUGAGUCGAAGAUUAGAGUCCUGGUUGGCAAUUUGGAGCGAAAUGAGUACAUCACUCUUGCUCACGUGAAUCCACAGUCUUUUCCCUGGUCGAAGGAGGGUCGUAGUGAAAAUGACUUCAUUUCGAUGUGGUUCAUUGGAAUAAUUUUCAAAAAGUUGGAGAAUGCUGACUGUGUGAACAUUGAUCUGACUUAUGACAUACAGUCCUUUACAGACACUGUCUACAGGCAAGCCAGUAACAUUAACAUGCUAAAGGAUGGGAUGACCAUCGAAGCCACACAUGUGAGAAAGAAGCAGCUUCAUCAGUACUUGCCUGCUGAGCUCGUGCAAAGAGGCAAGAAGAAGAGCUUGGGAGAUCUGAAUCGCAGUUCAAAUGGUGGUGGGUCUAAGCGCUGUUCACUGGAUGGCAGUCAACUGGACAGUUCCAGAGACACAGAUACAGGAACCCCGUUCAGCUCUCCUACCCCAGUCACCAAAAGCUGCAAGUCAGCCUCCACUCCUGAAGACAGCAUUACCCCACCCAAGCCUUCAGUUCCCAUGUUUGUGGAUAGCUCCCCAUCUCCAUCAUCUCCUCCAAAGAAAGAGCCAGGAAUGUCAAUUCCAGUUAUCGGAGCAAAGACAUCAGUCACUCAGGUGGCCAAGCCCACAGUGCCUGUCACAGGGAGUACGAUUCCAACGGUGGUGGGCCGAAACGUAAUGCCACGCCUGAGCCCUCCCAACACCAGCUCAUCUGACCUGGCCAAUGGUGUUAAUGGAGCUGCACCCAAGAGGCCCCACUCACCUUCACUGGAGGAACCACACAAGAAACUAAAGGACACAGAGCCGCAGGUCUUCUCUGGUGAUUAUACAUUUAAGGAACCAUACCCUCCUUCCUCUAAUGGCCAGGAAACAGUUGAUGACCCAGCAGGGGAUGGUCAUGCUUUUACAAAGCCUAUGCCCAUUCCCACUAUUGAUACAUCAAGGACACAGAGACUGCCCAGUAAAGAACUGCCAGAUGCGUCUUCACCAGUACCUACAAGCAACCUGCGCGUCAUAAAGAACUCAAUCAGACUCACUCUUAACCGAUAGCAAUGAACCCUCCAUAGGUAAUGGUAAAUGGGUCAGCCAUUCCAGGAUUUAUUUUUUUCCCAAACUUAAGUUACCAUCAUUCAGACUGUGCCUGGAGGCUACUUGAGAGAGCCAGGCAACCUGUGGACAGCAUCAAAGCUUUUAAUUACAAGCUGCCACAGGUGCUCGUCUGAUCUUCCUUGAGACAUUAUAAAACAUCAGUAUAUCAGUGAAAAGUAUUAGACUGUUUUUUUUUUUUUUUUUUUUUAAUAUCAAUAUACUGCCUCAAUGUGUCAAAAUACUUGCUAAAUGGACACCAGAACAUGUUUUCAGAUGUAACUUGUACAGUAGAUGUAGUUUGUAUAUAAUGUCUUUAAAGUCAUUGUUAAUCUUUCUAUACCAUUCUGUUGUUUUUACUAACAAAAGAAAAAAGUUUAAAAAAAAAAAAGUUUUUGUGUAAAAGAUUUAUUUUUCCUUUCCCUUUUUUUUUCCCCACUUCUCAGUCUUUUGCUAGGACUUGUCAUGGUUUUGAAUAGUCUUUAACCCAGGACAUUUUUGAAGGCUGAGUAAGAGCUGAGUGGGCCUGCCUCGUCCUAAACAUGACCUAUUUAACAAAAUUGACCCCCUGACCUAGCAUGUGUUUACCGCUUCUGCAACAAAAUGUGAAGGCUAAGGUUAGAUAUACUUUGUAAGGUCAGGAAGGACAGAGCAGGUCAUGUUCAGUUUGUGUUUUUGCUGAAAUGAGUUAUAUUAUUGCAGUAUGAGCUUAGAGUGACGUACAUGUGUCUGUCUGUCUGUCUCUGUCUGAGUGAGUGAAAGAUUUAUUCCCUGACUUUAGGGCUUGACCCCUGCACCUCCCAUGGAGGUUUUGUUGGCAGCCGCAUAUUACUUCCAGCAAAAUGAGAUAAAAAUUUUAUGUGCCGCGUCUCCCCACAAACCACUGCUCCCUCCAUAGAUGUACAGUUUAAAAAAAAAAAAAAAAAAAAAAGUAUUAAAACGAGGCUUGCUACUCAGUUGGGGUUUCUUCACCUUUUAUUUAUUUGCUGAUUUGUACUGAAUAACUUUUAUAUUGCAGGCAUUGCAGUUUGAGAUUUCUUCAAACCUCAAUUCCACCAACAGGUUUUGACAUUUUGUGUUGAACUUGUUUUGGGGGGGAAAUACAAACUAUAUAUAUAUAUACACGUGUCUUUUUUUUCUUUGGUAGGGCAAAAGUUCUAUUUCAAUACGUAUUUUUGUAUAUAAUGUAUUCUGCCUCAUUGAAACUGAGACCAUAAAAAGUUACAAAACCCCAUAACGUCUGCUGUCCUCACUGCA